Messenger RNA from Sphaeramia orbicularis (orbiculate cardinalfish), 2306 nucleotides. It is a transcript of the gene slc22a31, whose product is annotated as solute carrier family 22 member 31. The record is from RefSeq and is a predicted model, not a curated record. NCBI's taxonomy places the organism in Eukaryota, Metazoa, Chordata, Actinopteri, Kurtiformes, Apogonidae. The transcript has 9 exons. The coding region runs from base 41 to 1936 and encodes 631 amino acids. Gene Ontology annotation, molecular function: transmembrane transporter activity. Gene Ontology annotation, biological process: transmembrane transport.
CCUCUGUGCGCCACCGUCAGCUGUGCGCACUCUUUGCGCCAUGGCCAGCUGUGGCGGUGAACCAUCUGCGACCACAAACUGUCGCCUUCAAAUGGAUUAUGAGUCGAAGAUCUUCCCUCACACCGGCGCUUACGGACGCUACAACCGGAUCGUGGUGGUGUUCAGUUGGUUUCCUAAUUUUGCGGUCAUGCUGAACCUAUUUAGCGACGUGUUCUUCACUCUGCUCCCGGACUCGUACCACUGUAAACCGGACCCGCAGCUGCUGCCCUCCGCCUUUCUCCUCAGUAACUUCUCCAAACAGGGGUACCUCAACCUCACCAUCCCCUGGCUCAAAGGCACCGGCCUGAGCCACUGUGAACUCUACAAAUACCCACCUAACUCCUCGGACUUCUCUGAAAAUGUGCCCAGGGAGACUGUGUCCUGUACCCAAGGGUGGGAUUACACCCAUUUAGCAGGACUACAGAGUAACUUUGUAACUGAGUGGAACCUUGUUUGCAGCAACUACUGGAAAAUCCCUCUGCAGCACAUCUGCUUCAUGACAGGAUGGAUUCUGGGAUACAUCUUCCUCGGUACGCUAUGCGACUGGUGGGGUCGUCGGCGGGUCUUCCUGCUGUCCCUCUGUCUGUCCAGUCUGUUCGGAGUCGCCGUGUGUCUGUCCAACAGCGCCGUGGUGUUCCUGUUACUGCGACUCUCUCAAGGCGCCAUGCUCGCUGGAGUGUUUGUGUCAUCUUAUAUUGCCAGGCUGGAGCUCUGUGACCCUCCUCAUCGGCUCAUGGUUGCUAUGAUCAGCGGUUUCUUCGCUGUGUUCGCUGAGCUGCUGUUGCCGGGCGUUGCGGUUCUGUGUCGUGAUUGGCCCAUUCUUCAGGCUGUGGCCACUUUGCCUCUGAUCCUGCUGCUUUCCUAUUGGUGCUGUGCGUCAGUGUUUCCUGAGUCUCCUCGUUGGCUUCUGGCCACGUCUCAGAUCUCUCGGGUGAAGAAGAGCUUCCAGGAUUUCUCCGUCAGGAAUGGCGUGUGUCUGCGCGAUGAAAUCUAUCCUGGUGAAACCCUGCUGUCAGAGAUAGACUCGGCGUACGGUGACGACUGCCAGCCCAGGUACUUCUCAGUGUUGGAGCUGCGUCGUACUCAUGUCAUCUGGAAGAACUGCCUCAUCCUCAGCUUCACUCUGUUUAUUGGAACAGGUAUCCAGUACUGUUUCACCCGAAACCUGCACACUUACUCCACCAACUUUUACUUCGGCUACUUUAUCCGAGUUCUAACGGGAGCCCUGGCCUGCAUCUUCAUCUGUCUGUCUGUCAAUCACUUUGGACGGCGUGGUAUGCUCCUGCUCUCUGCUAUCAUCACUGGACUGUCAUCGCUGCUGCUGCUGGCCCUCACUCCAUAUCUCCGUGGAGGCCUGGUGUUGGUGCUUUCUGUGGUGGGGUUGCUCUUCUCUCAGGCUCUCGCCAUGCUCAGCGCGUUCUUCGCCAGCGAGGUCAUGCCAACUGUAGUCAGGGGGGGCUGCCUGGGUCUGGUGAUGGCGGCCGGGUGUGUCGGAAUGGCUGCCUCCUCCCUGAUGGAGCUGCAGAACAACAGCGGAUACUUCCUCCACCACGUCAUCUUCGCCUCCUUCGCCGUCCUCUCCGUGCUCUGCAUCAUGCUCCUGCCCGAAAGCAAACGCAAACCCCUCCCCGAUUCACUAAAAGAGGGGGAAAGCCAGCGUCGACCGCCCCUUUUCCUGUCCCAGACUGACAGGGACAGCUUACCGUUACUGCGCACCCGGCAGCCUUUAUCUGAGUACAACCCGGACAACUACUCCCGCCUGGUUUCUGCCACCAGGAGGAUAUUGACUAAGGAGAAUCUGCCGUAUAGGAUCGCUGUACCGAGUCAUUCCCCUCUUCUGUCAGACAGUGACACACAAGGACAAGACAAUGAGACAGUGAGAGAGGUGUUAUCUUAGCUCAGACCCUCCUCAUCCUCUUCAUCACAGACUUCUUCCUCUGAACAGACCACCUACCAUCUCUGCUCGGAUGCAGCGCACUUUAGAGUGAUGGCUCCAACACCACAAGUUUGAGCAAUAUGACUUUCUUCACUUACACUUGAAACUGUUACAAUGCUGUGGUAUUUUCAUCGUUUUAGUUUUUGUAUUCAGAUGAUGCGUGCAAAAAACAGUGGCUGUUUUCUGUUACAUAAUGCCUCUGAACUGUAACACUGCACAUACACUACCAGUCAAAAGUUUGGACUCACCUGGUUUUUCUUUAUUUUCAUGACUAUUUACAUUGUAGAUUCUCAGUGAAGGCAUCAAAACUAUGAAUGAACACAAACGGAAU